Messenger RNA from Biomphalaria glabrata, 3622 nucleotides. Its product is annotated as anaphase-promoting complex subunit 2-like. Lineage: Eukaryota; Metazoa; Mollusca; Gastropoda; Planorbidae. Gene Ontology annotation, cellular component: anaphase-promoting complex. Bases 148 to 3222 code for a protein of 1024 amino acids. The record is from RefSeq and is a predicted model, not a curated record. The transcript is spliced from 14 exons. Gene Ontology annotation, molecular function: ubiquitin protein ligase binding. Gene Ontology annotation, biological process: ubiquitin-dependent protein catabolic process.
AUCACUCGAUCUGAACAGAUUUUAAAUAAUUGAACGACUCGAUCUAGAAUAACUUAGACUUAGACUAGACGUCUUAGAAAUAUAGAUCUAUAAUCUAUAUAGAUCUAGAUCUAUAGAUUAUAGAUCUAGAUCUAUAAACAAUUAAACAUGGAUAUGAUGGAUAUUUCUCGAUCUUGGAACUUUUUAGAAAAUAUUUUAACCGCUAGUUCGAUUCUUCCAGAAAUCAAAUGGAGACAAGUUGCGAUUACUCCAGAACUGAAAGAAGCAGUCCUAUUUUUAAAAAACCCUGGCAUGAAUACCUUGCUGGAGGAAUGGUUGAUUGAAACAAUAUUUCAGGAUCUCAGUAAGAGAGUCAGUUCAACUUUUUGGAAGUUGUGUUCCAAGUCUGAUAACAAAACUGAUGCUGAUGUGCUUUUUGAAGCGUUUGGAUUUCUAUAUGGUGUGUUUAAAGACUAUUACUUGGUUUCCCUACUAAGAUUGCAAUGGUUACAAAGUCUUUCCUUGCUGGCUCCUGUGUCUGGCCAAUCAGCAUUAGCUUCAGCAUUCACUCCUGUGAAAGGGAACUACACUUUCCCUAAAGGUGUGCGCUUUGGGAAUCUAGAUAAACAGAAAUCUCUGACCUCUUCAUUGGUGGGGCUCAAGUCUGACCGCACUAGCAAGAUAGAGACAGGUCAUCUGAGUGUCACCUUCGAAAAAGGUACCAAGGGGGAGGAGAUGGAGUUAGAGUCCAGGGAUGAUGGUGAAGAUGCAAGUAUUAUCCAAACAAAACUCUGUGCCGCUGCCAAUGAUAAGAAGCUUAGCACGUCAAUGGUAGUUUCAUAUUGUGAAGACAGCAGUAUUUUAGGUGACUCUAUGCAGGAUACAACUCAAGGUUCAUUAAAUCCAGCUUUAAAUUUUUCUAACAGCCGGAUCAGCAAUAUCAUAGAAGAGGAGGAAGAAGAAUCAUUUAUACGCUCUCCAAUUGGUGGUAGUAAGAAACUGUAUGCCUCACAUGUAAACAGUAGAAAGGAUCUCCAUCUCCUCUGUAUGGCCAAGACAACACCCGUCACCGACAUCCGAACACAUUCAGACCGAGUCGCAGUUCAUCUCCCCAGCAUCACAUCCACCCCCGGAGAAAUAUUAACUCAAACGCCUGGCAACAUCACACCUAUCUCUUUUCAAUGCACGCCAGAAGAACAGUUGAAAGGUCAAUUGCUCCAGGGAAUGUCCAUAAGCGUAGACCCGGUAACUUCAUUAGUUACCGGAGUAUGUGAGGUGCUACCAGACGCCUCUGAAGUGUUCGGUAUUUGUCUAACUAACAGACCAAGUCAGUGGCAGGCUAAUGAUAGAACAAAGCUUUUUUUUGCUACUCAAGCCAGAGUUCAACUUAUGAUCAAAUCUGUUUUGUUCUACACAUUCCCACAACACUUUAGAAAUGUUGUGAAAAACUUCUAUUCUGAGGCUUUUGACAUUCACCGAAAUCAAACUGAUGAAUCAGGUUCUCUUGCAGAUGUGGAAGAAAGUCAGAAAAAAUUUGAUGAUAUCAACAAAAAAUUGGAUGAGCUAGGUCUAAUGGAACUCAUAUCUGGGUCAGCAGUGACAGACAUCGUCCACUGCCAGAUUGAGAAACACAUUGAGGACAGCUGUAAAGGAAACUUUGAUACGUCACACAUUGCUGACUUGGAAGAGUGGUUGGAUCAGCAUGUUUUGGGUUGGUUGAAUCACAUCUACGCCUGCAAGCAGACGGCAUCCCAGCUGGCCAGUGUGGUUGCAUUCCGAGACAGACUACGCCACUUCAUCUAUGAAACGUAUGCCAAAUCUUUGAUUGGCCAGUUUUUUGAUAUUAUCAUUGACUACCCCGACUCCAAGCCUGCUAUUCAAGAUCUCACAGCAUGUUUGGAGAAGACAGAUUUGAGGUCUGAGCUCGUGUGCACACUGAAACAUGCAUUGGAGAAUAGACUUUUACAUCCUGGUGUGAACACAGCAGAUAUACUGACAGCUUAUAUAGCAGCCAUCAAGUCUCUGAGACUCUUAGAACCAGCUGGAGUAAUCCUUGAACUGGUUUGUGAACCUGUUGGCAGAUAUUUGAGGUCAAGAGAAGACACUGUGCGCUGUAUUGUGGCCAGCUUGACCGAUGAAGGUCACAAUGAACUCAUUAGCGAGCUGGUCAACACCAAACCAGUUGGGGAAGAGAACCAGCAAGAAGAUGGCAACAUGGUGGGCUGGGAGAGCUGGACACCGGACCCAGUAGAUGCUGACCCAUCCACUGUGUCCAAAAAUAGAAGAUCGGCUGACAUACUAUCCACUCUGGUCAACAUCUACGGCAGCAAGGAGCUAUUUGUUAAUGAGUACAGGGCCCUGCUCGCAGACCGUAUUCUGAUGCAGUACAACUAUGAUGUUGAGAGAGAGCUGCGGUAUCUGGAACUACUCAAGCUAAGGUUUGGUGAGGCACAGCUACAUUUCUGCGAAGUCAUGUUGAGAGAUGUGACAGAGUCUCGACGUGUGAAUGCCAGAAUUCAAGAUGCCAGGAAAAACACAGAAAAACAUGAAGAUAUAGAAAUGAAUGCCAUGAUCCUGUCUGCCCAAUUCUGGCCAGCCUUCAGAGAUGAAAAGAUCACACUUCCACUCGAGCUGCAACAACAUCUGGAUAAAUAUACCAAGGCUUUUGAAAUGCAGAAACAAAACAGGACGUUGCUAUGGAAACCACAUCUAGGUUUAAUGAAUAUUGAAAUUGAACUGAAGGAAGAAACAUUAAACUUUUCUGUGUCUCCCGUCCAAGCGGCCAUAAUUAUGAAGUUCCAAAACAAAACCAAGUGGAGUGUGGAUGAGCUCAGUUCUGAAUUAGAGAUGACAGCAUCUGUACUGCGACGCAAAAUUGCAUUUUGGCAAGGCCAAGGAUUGCUCAGAGAGGUUCACCCCGAUGUGUAUCAACUGGUUGAGGAGAAGCGAGGUCGACCCAACGACUUAAUCAUGAUUGACGAAGAGGAAAUAGAAUCAGCCAUGGCAUCGGCUCAGCAGCAAAAAGAAGAGGAGAUGCAGGUUUUCUGGACUUAUAUUCAGGGAAUGUUGGCCAAUUUAGAUUGUUUAACGUUAGAAAGAAUACACUCAAUGCUACGAAUGUUUGCCAUGGAGGAGCCAAGCUCUUCCGAAAUAACACAACAGGAACUCAAAACUUUUCUUGAUAACAAGGUCAAAGAUCAAGUUUUGAUAUUCUCUGGCGGAGUUUAUAGACUUAAUAAGUAGACACUCGCAGCAUUAUUUUUAUAAUAUAUUGUGGCAUUUGAAUUAUUGUUAAUUGUACAAAUGUUAAAUUAAACCAAUUGUAUAUAAAAAAACAUCUUUAAGUUUGAUUCAUUCAGUACAGUGAAUCUUGUUGACAAUACAUAUUAAAGGUACCCGUACUGAAGGGGAGGCUUGCAUUAUGUAAUCUGAUGCACAGGCUAAAGAAAUGACAGUAAUACAUCUUUUAUCUGAUAAAAAAAAAAUGUUAAAAAUAUAUUGAGCCAAUGUGUAAACAUUACUCUAAUAAACAUGAAAAACAAUAAAAACUAAAUAUGUAAGCAGCUUAACUAUGACUCCUUCUGUCUCUUAUAGACAUUAGAUGGGCUCAGAUGAAUCACCGAUUAAAGUUGUUUUGCUGGAU